UCACGAGGAGGCGUAUAGACAAAACCAAUUUUUUUUUUUUUUGUCGGUUUCCAAGGGUUUUUGUUUAGGGUUUUCAGUUUCUUUUUUCCCUAUCAAUCUGCAGUAUACCUAAUCCUCUGUUUCUCCACAUUAAAAAAAAAAGGACCCUUGAAAUUGAGAGAGGAAUUAGUUAGUGAUAAUGGGUUCGUUGAAGGAUGGUCAAAGAAGAGACAUGGAGGAAGAAGAAGAUGAAUCGAAAGAGCCGCUUUUGAUGGCGCAGAACCAGAGGUUUACUAUGUUUCCCGUUAGGUACAAAUCGAUUUGGGAGAUGUAUAAGAAGGCUGAGGCUAGUUUCUGGACUGCUGAAGAGGUUGAUCUUUCAACUGAUGUGCAACAAUGGGAAGCCUUGUCGGUAUCGGAGAAACACUUUAUUAGUCAUGUUCUGGCGUUUUUCGCAGCAUCAGAUGGGAUUGUUUUGGAGAAUUUGGCUGCUAGAUUCUUGAAUGAUGUCCAAGUUCCGGAGGCUCGCGCUUUCUAUGGUUUUCAAAUCGCCAUGGAGAAUAUUCAUUCGGAGAUGUACAGCUUACUUCUGGAGACAUAUAUAAAGGAUCCAAAGGAGAAGGAUAGAUUGUUCAAUGCUAUUGAGACCAUUCCUUGUAUUUCCAAGAAGGCACAAUGGUGUUUAGAUUGGAUUCAAAGUCCUAUGUCAUUUGCUGUGAGACUGGUUGCGUUUGCAUGUGUAGAAGGAAUAUUCUUCUCAGGAAGCUUCUGUGCCAUCUUCUGGCUUAAGAAGAGGGGUCUUAUGCCUGGUUUGACCUUCUCAAACGAGCUUAUAUCGAGAGACGAGGGGCUCCACUGUGACUUUGCUUGUCUCUUGUACAGUUUGAUGCAAAAGCAGCUUCCGUUGGAGAAAGUUUAUCAGAUUGUUCAUGAGGCAGUAGAAAUCGAGACAGAGUUUGUCUGCAAGGCUCUUCCAUGUGAUCUGAUGUUACCUUGGGGUGUGAAAGGAGAUACAAAGCAGAAAACCCAUUUGACUGGAUGGAGUUCAUAUCUCUGCAAGGGAAGACAAACUUCUUUGAGAAGAGAGUAGGAGAGUAUCAGAAGGCAUCGGUUAUGUCGAACCUCCAAAAUGGAAGUAAGAACUACGAAUUCACAACUGAGGAGGACUUUUGAAUGAAUCAGCCAUUGAAUCUCAUCUGGAAGGGCUCAUCAAGUUAGAUUAUUUAUGGAGUCACUCUCAUUCUUUGUAGCCCAAAACCAGAGUAGUAGUAGUAAUAGAAGAGGCCAUAUAUUCAUAUUAGUUACAUAUGUUUUGGCUUCACUUAGCAAUGGAUGUUUUUUUUUUUUU
Camelina sativa (false flax) is the source of this 1327-nucleotide messenger RNA. The record is from RefSeq and is a predicted model, not a curated record. NCBI's taxonomy places the organism in Eukaryota, Viridiplantae, Streptophyta, Magnoliopsida, Brassicales, Brassicaceae.